UACAAAGCAAUGACAUAGACAUAACCUAAAAGUUUGGAAACCAAGCUCAUGCUUUUAUAAAUUAUUAAGAAUUCCUGAAAUAAUUUAAAUAGUUAGCAUUAAAUGACUUGGAAAUCAGAUAUUAGAAGAUUUAAUUCGAUUUACUAGAGUUCAAAAUAAACAAUGGAGAAUGAAGUUAAUAAGAAACAUAUACCAGGAGAUGGAUUACGAUCUCUUCGAAGUACAUCAUUAUUUAGAGCUAUUAACUUUGAACUCUAUGUUAAACCAAAUAAAAUUAUAAUGGCCUUUGGAUUAAUUGCUAUGGCUGGUGCUAGUGGUUAUAUAAUUUAUAUGAGAUCAAAGUAUGAAAAAAUGGGAUAUUACACAGCAGUUGAAUCAGAUGGUACAGAAUCUUUUAAAAAAAGAGCAUCAAAAUGGGAUUUGUAGUUGGUUUUAU
Messenger RNA from Phymastichus coffea, 436 nucleotides. Its product is annotated as small integral membrane protein 8. The coding region runs from base 163 to 426 and encodes 87 amino acids. The record is from RefSeq and is a predicted model, not a curated record. The transcript is spliced from 3 exons. NCBI's taxonomy places the organism in Eukaryota, Metazoa, Arthropoda, Insecta, Hymenoptera, Eulophidae.